AUGCUGAUCUCAAGAUUACUUCUAACCUCUGAUUGGACCUCGGUAAUCCUCACUUUGUUCGCCGUCUACAUUUCCUUCUACUACUACAAGUACUUCUCGAGAAAGAAUAAAUUACCUGGACCAUUACCAUUGCCAUUAGUUGGAAACCUGAUUGAAGUAGCAAAACUUGGUCUUGACAAUGUUCCAAAGUGGUUUUUUUUAUUACGUGAACGCUACGGCGAUUAUUUUGAAUUUUACCUUGGCACGCAGAGAAUUGUGGUGACCUGUAAUGCGGAACUUAUGGAUAAAUUGGUGGACCCUUCGACAAAGACCAAUUUUUUUAAAAGGCAUCCAGAAAAUAGCAAUAUAAGCGAACUGGGAUACAACGCACAUGGGAUAUUCUUUAAUCAAACUUUUGAAGGCUGGAAAUUUAACAGAAAAUUCUUAUCGAAAUCAUUAAUGUCUCCUAAAUUUCAAGCGGAGCUUCUACAACAACAACAAGAGCUCUUUUGCGAUGCUUCGAACUAUCUGGACUUACUUAGCAGUAAAAUCGGUGACGAAUCAUUAGAAUCGACAAAAAUAAACUUAGCCGCCACAAUGUUGAGCUUUAAUGCCGACUUGAUUAUAAAAAUGACAACUGGUAAAACGGGAGGCUCAUUAGCUCAUUACCUAAAAAACAAUUAUCCGUUCGAAAAUUAUAAAGAAUCGAAAAGAUUGAUACAAAAAUCAAACAGUAAUUCCGCCGCUUAUGAAAUUUCAAUCGAACUCACAAAACUCACUAGAGGAUGGAGUACUGAUACAAUGUACAUUUUUUCGCUGCCGAAAUGGUUGAGACAUUACGUACCAGGAUUCAGUCACUUUAACAAAAAAUGCCUAAACAAUUUGCAAAGAACCUUUCAUAUAUUGCACGGGAUAAUUGAGGAACGAAAAAAUGAAAUCGAAAAUUCACCAAAGGAAAUGGAUUUAGAGUCGAAUUUAUUGACUUUGUUGUUGCUCGCCAACACCGAACGAGAUCCGGAUCGUAUGAUUGACACGAAUGGAGAAUUUACGCGACCUAUGACGAAAUACGAGAUCGGUGGUAUUUUAUUGGAAGUAUGUCACGGAAGCAUUGAAGAGAUAAGUUGGGUAUUUAAUUCAACGGUUUAUUAUAUUCUAAAAUUUCCACAUGUUCAAAACCAAUUUCUCGAAGAAAUCGAAAAAAUCCUCGGCUUUGAUCUCGCUCGUCCAAUAACGUUCGAGGACUUGAAAAAAUUCAAGUAUUUGGACGCUAUACUUUACGAAACUUUGCGAUUAUCCCCUCCACUCCCAGUGGUAGGCAGAACAAACACGGUAGUCGAUGAAAUAGUAUUGGACGAAUCCUCAUGA
Messenger RNA from Ambispora leptoticha, 1344 nucleotides. NCBI's taxonomy places the organism in Eukaryota, Fungi, Glomeromycota, Glomeromycetes, Archaeosporales, Ambisporaceae. The record is from the annotation of a GenBank genome assembly.